Messenger RNA from Solanum verrucosum, 552 nucleotides. RefSeq lists its product as uncharacterized. NCBI's taxonomy places the organism in Eukaryota, Viridiplantae, Streptophyta, Magnoliopsida, Solanales, Solanaceae. The record is from RefSeq and is a predicted model, not a curated record. The transcript has a single exon. The coding region runs from base 25 to 531 and encodes 168 amino acids.
AACAUCAACGCAAAUCCUCUCUCCAUGGCUUUGAGAAUUCAUCUUCUUUACCCAAAUCGUUUUCCUUCACAAUUCACAAAGUCCCAAACCAAUUGGGUCCCUUCUAUGUAUACCUUCAAGAAUCAACCCAAGUUUCACAAAGUCUCGUGCACCAACAACGACGACAUGAGCGAUAUAGACCUGGCCUCAGAUUUUGCAACAGAGGUUGGAAAGAUGAACACCCAGAUGAUACAGAAAGAGGAAGCGUUGAAGAAAAGCAAAGAGCUUUUGUUCGUUGAGUUUUGCAACUACACGGGCUUGAAAUCGGAGGAAAUGAAGAAGAAAUGGAAGAAAUUCAGUGAAGAGGAACAAUGGGUUUUGAUUAAAAGUUUUGUUUUAGAAUGGGGUGCCCAUUUUCAUCCAUUAUCUGCUAGGUCUGUUAAAGAAUUAGUUGAUGAGUACUUGGUUGAAAACACUUCUGAGUUCACUUCUUCUUCUUUUUUCCCUGGUCUCAAAAAAUUGAUGGGAUUUUCAGGGGAUGAUAAUGAAUAGAUUGGAUUUCAGUUUCCCUUA